UUUCAAAUGCACCACCUUAGGUGCUGCUCCACUGCAUCCUAUUGGCUCUAAGUGCCACGCUCAUUGGCUGUGCAGUUCGGAGGCGGAUCCCAUAGCUGGGUAUUUCCGCUGCAGGCCGGUCUGAGCGGCCCGCCUCUUCCGCUGCCGCCCCAGGAUCCUGGCCUCGGUCCUAGUCCCCUGCUCCUAUCGUCCUUACCCUGCUUCUGAGUGUCCGCUAAGCGCACGCAUUCACGAUCCACAAGGACCCGCGAGCUCCACCGCCGCCGUGAUGAACAUCCGCAAUGCUAGGCCCGAGGACCUGAUGAACAUGCAGCACUGCAACCUUCUCUGCCUGCCUGAGAACUACCAGAUGAAGUACUAUUUCUAUCAUGGCCUCUCUUGGCCCCAGCUUUCUUACAUCGCUGAGGAUGAGAAUGGGAAGAUUGUGGGGUAUGUCUUGGCUAAAAUGGAAGAGGACCCAGACGAUGUGCCCCAUGGACAUAUUACCUCACUGGCUGUGAAGCGUUCCCACAGGCGCCUUGGCCUGGCUCAGAAGCUGAUGGACCAGGCCUCUCGAGCUAUGAUAGAGAACUUCAAUGCCAAAUAUGUCUCUCUGCAUGUCAGGAAGAGUAACCGGGCCGCCCUGCAUCUCUAUUCCAACACCCUCAACUUUCAGAUCAGCGAAGUGGAGCCCAAAUACUAUGCAGAUGGGGAAGAUGCAUAUGCAAUGAAGCGGGACCUCACGCAGAUGGCUGAUGAGCCAGCCCCAGGGCCUGGCUCCUCUUGUCUUCUGUCUGGAGACUUAGGCCCUGUCUCUUUCCAUCCGAUUCCCUCUGGGCUCCUGGCGGCAGCUGAGGCGGCACCUGGAGCUGAAGGAAAAGGGCAAGCACAUGGUGCUGGCAGCCAUGGAGAACAAGGCGGAGAACAAAGCGGAGAACAAAGGCAACGUGCUUCUGAGCUCAGGAGAGGCCUGUCGUGAGGAGAAAGGCCUGGCUGCUGAGGAUAGUGGUGGGGACAGCAAGGACCUCAGUGAGGUCAGUGAGACCACAGAGAGCACGGACAUCAAAGACAGCUCAGAGGCCUCUGACUCUGCCUCCUAGAACCUGCCCCACCUGGUCCCAGCCUCGCCCAAUGUGCUUUUACAAUAAAUGUCACCCAGUGGCCUUGGGAAAUUUGUGAAUGUA
Molecule: messenger RNA, 1163 nt
Organism: Arvicanthis niloticus (Nile rat)
Lineage: Eukaryota; Metazoa; Chordata; Mammalia; Rodentia; Muridae
Gene: Naa10
Product: N-alpha-acetyltransferase 10, NatA catalytic subunit
Biological process (GO): N-terminal protein amino acid acetylation
Cellular component (GO): NatA complex
Molecular function (GO): protein N-terminal-serine acetyltransferase activity; protein-N-terminal-glutamate acetyltransferase activity
Source: RefSeq, a predicted model, not a curated record